AUGUGGGCCUCCGGGCCUGCUGCGGCGGCGCGGCCGGUCGAGGCCGGGCUCGGUCCGGCCCGCGACGGCUGGCCGCCGACGAGCGCGCUCGCGCUGCUCGUCAAGAUGGCGGCGGUGGCGAUUGCGGCGACAAAAGUUCAGGCGUACAGCGCUCAGGCGUCUGUCGUCUUUCGUCGCAUUUCGCACACCCGCGCGCUCCGCGAGGGCAUGAGCCUUCCGCGAUUCGAUCCCGCAGCCAAAAGCUGCUCGCUCGAACCGCGGCCGACUCUGCCAUCGCGGCCGCAGCUGUUGAGCUCUUCGCAGAAGACUGGCAUUCGUGGCAUCCUAUGGGUCGUCCAGAGUAUCGACCUCUGGCUUGUCAGCCGCCCCACCGAGGGCACCAUGAAGCCCCCCGACCGCGUCGAACUCAUCGGCGCGGGCUCUCUCGAGGCUACGGGACCGGCCCCAGCUUCGGCUGAGGCCUAA
Molecule: messenger RNA, 465 nt
Organism: Emiliania huxleyi CCMP1516
Lineage: Eukaryota; Haptophyta; Isochrysidales; Noelaerhabdaceae
Exons: 3
Coding region: 1-465 (154 amino acids)
Source: RefSeq, a predicted model, not a curated record